Messenger RNA from Vespula pensylvanica (western yellowjacket), 3471 nucleotides. RefSeq lists its product as uncharacterized. The transcript is spliced from 10 exons. Bases 828 to 2231 code for a protein of 467 amino acids. Lineage: Eukaryota; Metazoa; Arthropoda; Insecta; Hymenoptera; Vespidae. The record is from RefSeq and is a predicted model, not a curated record. Gene Ontology annotation, molecular function: protein binding.
UCUCUCUCUCUCUCUCUCACGUACACACAUACAAGCAUUCUCUCUUUCUUUCCGUCUUUUCCUUUUUUCUCUUCUCUUUUGUUGACAAGAGAAAGAGAGAGAGAGAGAAAGACGAAAGGGAGUAACAUUGGUCACGUCGAAAUAGUGAUUCAUCGGCUCUCUAUCUCUUUCUCUCCCUUGUGAUCCUUUCAAAGUUAACGAGCUAUCUUCUCGUCUUCCGUUUUUAUCCUCGAUUUUGAAGCUUUCUACGAAUUCAUAGGAAUCGUUAACAACGAGGAUCCUAACUCUCUCUUUCUCUCCUGUACAGUCGUCUUAUAUUUUUGACACGGAUUUCCUGUACUCUCUCUUUCUCUCUCUCCCUCUCUCUAAUUUUCCAUGGAAUUCUUCGACCUUCGUCGUUUUUAUAGAAAGGAACAUUCGUGAAAUAGAUCAUCAGGAAUAUGCGCAACACCUUGAAAGUAACGAAAGCCCCCGGCGAAGACACGAGAACAACGACGAAGCUAUCGGCCUUCCCCCUUUCCUCCUUCUCCUCCUCGUUCUCCUCCUCCCUUGUACGAGAAGGAAGGGCUGUCACAUUGCCGGGACACGAGUGAACCAUGUUCCAGGAAAGCUCGUGGCAUCUCGAGGAUUUCGAUUAUGAGCUAACGGACAAAGUGACUUGGUGCGAUUCCGCGAGAUAGACCUUAGCUUCUUCUUUGACGGAUACGUUUAUACACGUAUGUGUAGCGGUGAACCAGCAUACGCCGACGACCGAAGAUAUCCACGGAAGUACUGAGAUCCUGUCUGCAGGGAUACGCGGUCCAUAUCCGGCCCGCCAUCUUGGCGGCAUGGUCCUUUGGGCCAGUAUACUAUUCCUGCAGGGAGCUGGGUUCGCAGGCUCGAUGACGAGCGGUAUUCCGGGAGUUCCGGAAAACAUAACGGUGAUGUUCCUAAACCCGACAUCCGUCCGUGUUUCUUGGAGCACCAGCCAGGUCGAGCAAGUUGAAAAGUACGACGUUACGUAUAAACCGACGGACGCCAGUUACAGGGUGGUGGCGGUGGUCGCAGGAAAUAGCGAAGCAGUUACGUUGAGCGGUCUAAGGGCCGACACGCAGUACCAACUAGUAGUCACUGCUGUGAGAGCAGGCAAAAAGUAUAGAAGUCGACCAAUCGUCUUCCGUACGCUCGAACCUCCGCGGACCUUUCCUCAGCAGGAUGCAGCAGUAACGAAUGGACCACUUCCUCCGUCUCCGCCGUCUUCUCAACAACCGCAAGCUUACAUACAAAUACGAGGCGUCGAAGUUGGCAUAGUUAUACUGGUGCUGAUAGUCUGGGCCGGUGCUAUAGCUCUCUUCUUCAAUCGUUGGGGUAAAAUUCGCAUGUUGUUGCCGUAUCAACCGGAUUACAAGGAACAAUUGAAAGUUCCUGGUACCGGCGUUUGUACGGCGACCAAUACGGCGUAUCCUCAACACUCGACACAGCACACGUGUUCCCAGCAUCAGCACUGGUCGAACCAUCACGUGGACUCUUUGGACAGUGGCAGUGGUUUAGGUUGGCCAAGACCGACAAGGCCACGUGUCAAUAGUGCCAUCGACGUCGCUGGCUUCCUUUCACAGGAAUUCCUCCGACGACAUGGGUCCACGUCAAAGUUAUGUCGAAAGGUUCGCAGUGCAGAUAAUUUGCCAUUGGCCUCGGCGAAUCGCCAAGCUCAUCAACGAAGAAGUUCAAGAAGCGAGGGAAACGAAGGAGAUCGAGAAUCUUUUUUGAAACCUAGUCAAGAAGAUCAAGAAAGAUAUGAAAUUGCGAGCCCAAAAAGGCAAGGCAGUCCUGAAAGUGGUUCCAAAGAUCUCACCGAGACGUCUUUGUUAGACUCGAAUUAUCAACAACCAUCGUCGAGGGACUCGCCGGUACCACCGCCGACGACAACAUCAUUGGUAGCAAAACGAUUCAGUGGUUGGCGCGUACCAGGAAGUCACGAAUACGUCAAAUGUCCUAUUCAACAGCCGGUCUCGAUGGACGAACGGUGUUAUCGACGAUCGUGCGAGCCAGAAAGCGGUCUUUUGUCGAGGCAUCAUCAUCAUCGGCAUCACCAUCACCAUCGUCUCGAUGGCGAACACUAUUCAAAGAGUUACGAUUAUACCAGACGUACUCCAGAAUCUAGCAUAGACGUGAAACAUUUUGGACUGCCGAUUUUGAGCGUGAGCGAGCCCAGCCCACCGGAUGAGGAUGGUCGAGUCGACGAUUAUUUGUAGGACUUGCUUGCCGAGGAUUUCCUCAAGGAACUCCUCGUAUGAUACCACCAUUUCUUUCUAUUUCUCUCUCUUUCUUCGUGUCUCUUUCUAUAUACCUUAAAUGAGCAACCUGUUAUUACACGCGUAGCCACAAAUAAUAUCGUUUGAAAUGAUACAUGGCUGUAAGUAAAUAUGUAUCGAUGCGAAUAUAAUUUCACGCGAUAUAAUGAAAAAAAUAAGGGGUUAUAAAAUUAAAAAAAAAGUAUUCCAACUAAUUCGAUUAUAUUGAAUGAAGUAAAAAUUAUAGGUAUUAGAAGAAACGUUUAAACAGAAGAAAUAUUUAUAACAAUUUCUUCGAAAUAAUCUACGAUCUAAUUAACGAUAUCUAAUAACAAGGCUGCUCGUCUCUAUAUUAUAUGUAUAUUUCUCUUGAUUUCUUCAUUACUGAAAACACGACCGUGUUUUUCCUGAUCAAAUUUAACGUUCUCGCUUUGAAGAUAAAAAAGAAUCGAUUUUUCCUAAGAAAUGAUAACGAAGUAUACGAUCGAUUCGUCUUGAUUAGGAUUUGAAGAACGUUGGGUUGAUCUGUCUGAUGAACCGUUCGUGUCUGUUUGAGAUACCAUAAGUAAUUAGAACAAAUAUUCAAGACAAACUUGACACCGUGUUUUCAUCAUCGUGGAAAAAACAAGAAAGAAUAUAUAUAAUAUAUAUAUAUAUAUAUAUAUAUAUAUAUAUAUAUUAUACAAAAAAUUAAUAUAUAAUUAUAAAACUUCAAAAAAAGAAGCCGAGAUAGUACUUCUCGUAAUUCAUUCGAAUUUAACUAAAAAAUAAUUUUGUCCACGAGGAGAAAACACCAUAACAGUUUUUCGAUUAAAAAAAAAAAAGUAGUAUCGCACGACAACGACGACGGACGAAAUGUCCAAUCGCAUCGCUUUCAUUCGAAGAUAAAAAAAUGAAUUUUAUUCUUCGGAAAUAAAAAAAAGAGAGAAGAAAUGUGGGAAGAGAGUCUCAUUUCCGCGAGAUGAUAAUUAAGGGACCAUGAUCGGUCGAAUCGAAUUGUACACAUAUUAACUUAUAGACGUAUCGUACUACGAUUAAAAUAUAUAUCACUUCGAGAUAUGAUAUCGAGAAAAAGAAGAAAAAAAAACAUAAGAAAUAUAAAGGAAUGUUACGACAAUUCUCCAAUCUGAAAUCUUGUAUGUUAAUAUAUAAGGAAAAGUACAUAAUACGUAUAUACAUAUGUACAAGAUGAAUCGUGAAA